Artibeus jamaicensis (Jamaican fruit-eating bat) is the source of this 1588-nucleotide messenger RNA. RefSeq names its product 5-hydroxytryptamine receptor 3A (gene HTR3A). The record is from RefSeq and is a predicted model, not a curated record. The transcript is spliced from 10 exons. NCBI's taxonomy places the organism in Eukaryota, Metazoa, Chordata, Mammalia, Chiroptera, Phyllostomidae. Bases 94 to 1539 code for a protein of 481 amino acids. Gene Ontology annotation, biological process: regulation of membrane potential; monoatomic ion transmembrane transport; nervous system process. Gene Ontology annotation, molecular function: extracellular ligand-gated monoatomic ion channel activity; neurotransmitter receptor activity; transmembrane signaling receptor activity. Gene Ontology annotation, cellular component: neuron projection; postsynaptic membrane; synapse.
AUGAGGUUGGCCAAGUGAAAACAUCCUGGCCUUCAGCGGGACUCACCCUGAACACCAGUCCACUCCGAGGUCCCCACAUUGUGAGAGCUCACCAUGUUGCUGAAGGUGCCACAGGCACUACUGGCCUUACUUCUGCCCAUGCUCCUGACACAGGGUGAAGCCAGGCAUAGACGGGGCCUCCAGGCCCAUAACACCUCCAGGCCCGCUCUGCACAGGCUGUCAGAUCACCUCCUGACCAACUACAAGAAGAGUGUGAGACCAGUACGGGACUGGAGGAAGCCAACCACCGUAUCCAUUGAUGUCAUUGUCUAUGCCAUCCUCAGCGUGGAUGAGAAGAAUCAGGUACUGACCACCUACAUCUGGUACCGGCAGUACUGGACUGAUGAAUUUCUCCGGUGGAACCCCGAGGACUUCAACAAUAUCACCAAGCUGUCCAUCCCCACAGACAGCAUUUGGGUCCCGGACAUUCUCAUCAAUGAGUUUGUGGACGUGGGGAAGUCUCCAGAUAUCCCAUAUGUAUAUGUCCAACAUCACGGUGAGGUCCAGAACUACAAGCCCCUCCAGGUGGUGACUGCCUGCAGCCUCGACAUCUACAACUUUCCCUUCGAUGUGCAGAACUGCUCCCUGACAUUCACCAGCUGGCUGCACACCAUCCAGGACAUCAACAUCUCCCUGUUGCGCUCACCAGAAAAAGUGAAGUUUGACAAGAGUGUCUUCAUGAACCAGGGCGAGUGGGAGCUUCUAGGGGUGCUGACCCAGUUCCGGGAGUUCAGUAUGGAAAGCAGUGACUGCUAUGCAGAAAUGAAGUUCUAUGUGGUCAUCCGCCGGCGGCCCCUAUUCUAUGUGGUCAGCCUGCUGCUGCCUAGUAUCUUCCUCAUGGUCAUGGACAUUGUGGGCUUCUACCUGCCCCCAGAGAGUGGUGAGAGGGUCUCCUUCAAGAUCACACUCCUUUUGGGCUACUCUGUCUUCCUGAUCAUUGUGUCUGAUACGCUGCCAGCCACUGCCAUUGGCACUCCACUCAUUGGUGUCUACUUUGUUGUGUGCAUGGCUCUCCUGGUGAUAAGCUUGGCUGAGACCAUCUUCAUCGUGCGGCUGGUGCACAAGCAAGACCUGCAGCAGCCUGUGCCUGCCUGGCUGCGGCACCUGGUUCUCGAGAAAGUCGCCCUGCUGUUUUGCCUAGGGGAGCAGCCAACUUCCCAUAGGUACCACUCCCAAGCCUCCAAGACUGACGAUUGCUCAGACAUGGGAAACCACUGCAGCCAUGUGGGCGGACCCAGGGAUGUGGACAAAACCCUGAGGGGCAGAGGCAGCCCUCCCCCACCGCCACGAGAGACCUCCCUGGCUGUGCGUGGGCUGCUCCAGGAGCUGGCCUCCAUCAGGCACUUCCUAGAGAAGCGUGAGGAGAGUCGAGAGGUGGCCCGGGACUGGCUGCGCGUGGGCUCCGUGCUGGACAGGCUGCUCUUCCGCGUGUACCUGCUGGCAGUGCUGGCCUACAGUGUCACCCUGGUCACACUCUGGUCCAUCUGGCAGUAUUCCUGAUAGGCACAGCCCAGCAGGGGGAAGAUUGAAGGCGCCAAUGGAAACCAAU